Entelurus aequoreus (snake pipefish) is the source of this 1044-nucleotide messenger RNA. It is a transcript of the gene ribc2, whose product is annotated as RIB43A domain with coiled-coils 2. Lineage: Eukaryota; Metazoa; Chordata; Actinopteri; Syngnathiformes; Syngnathidae. The record is from RefSeq and is a predicted model, not a curated record. Bases 8 to 1024 code for a protein of 338 amino acids. The transcript has 8 exons.
CCAAAAUAUGAUGAUGAACAACAUGGAAUUGUUGUCGGGAGAAUUUUCGACUGUAAAACUGCAGAGACGUCGAGACAUAGAGGAAAAAAGACGAGCGAGGAUUUUCGCUGAUAAAGUUCGCACAAUUGGGGUUGACAAAGAGUUCCUCGACACGCAGGUUGCUGAGAAGAUAGCGAGGAAAAAAGCAGAAAAGGAACAAGACGACGCCGAUGAUGCUGCCAUGUUGCAGAGUGUCAAACAAGCUUGCCUGCUGCAUCACCAACAAGAAAAGGCCAAACGUGCCAUGGAGAAGGACGUGGCGGACUACCACCGUCAGUACCAACAGGGUUUCGGCCCGGGCGACGUGCAUGUGCGGGAAGCACAUCUGAUGCUUCCUGCUCUACUGGGUGAGGACCCUGACAGUAGCGGGCGAGUGCAGCGGCAGAGAGAGCAGCUGAAAGCGUGGCUUCAACAGCAGCGGGACGAACAGGCUGAGGAAAAGCACAGACAGAAGAUGGAGAAGUUGCAGGACGACCGACGUAGAAUAGAGUUGGACAAUGAAGCCCUCGAGCUGCAGAACCUUCAGUUAGAGAGGAGGAAAGCUGCAGCGUUUGCAACAAAAGAAUGGAAUAAGAUAAUGAUGACACAGAGAGAAGAAGAACAUUGUCAGGAAAGUGACAAGGACAUGGAAUACAAGGUCGGCAUGAUGGGAGCCCCUGGUCUUUGUCCCAGCAGCGACAGGAAGCCGCCUCCUGAGAGUUCGGAGAAAAUCACUGAAUUCCAGCAGCAUCAAAUCGAAGCAAAAAGGAGGGCGGAAUUGGAGAAGAAGAAAGAAGAGCUGCGACACGAUGGCGUCCGGCUGGACUCGGCUCGUAGUGCCGAGCUCAUGGAACGGCAGCAGGCCCGAUACAGGAAGCAGCUACGACAACAUGUGGAUGUCACCAACCAACAUCUGGCUGCAUCACAGAAGCACAGGGAAGUGAGCAUCAAGAGAGGACACAUCGAUGAAAGCUUCUUCUCCAAAUUCAACACCAGCAGCCGCUAAUUCACAAGUCAACAAGUGGG